Haemonchus placei is the source of this 585-nucleotide messenger RNA. The record is from the annotation of a GenBank genome assembly. Lineage: Eukaryota; Metazoa; Nematoda; Chromadorea; Rhabditida; Trichostrongylidae.
AUGUUUAUUAGCCAUCAGCUGCCCUUACUGAGAAUUAUGUCGAAUACGAGAUCAAAGGUGUUCACCAUUUCUAAUCAAUACAGCGAAUAUUUUUAUCUCACUUUUAGACCGCAGUGGGGCGAACCGAUAUACAUAGCUAAUCCUAAUUCGAAUGGAUGCAGUACUACCGAAGAUUGUUCGAGUGUAGUAAAAGGCUAUGUUUGUCUGACAUCAGGAUUUCGGCAAGGACUUUGUAGCUAUACCGACGAUACAACCACUAUUCCUACAACUACUACUCCAACAACUCCUGCACCAGGAACAUCGGCUCCUUCAAAGGCAAAUCCAAUUUCUGGGACAGGAAAGACAACAUCGGCAGCAGGAUCGACGAAAUCCACAGGAACUACGAAAGAAACUGAGUCGUCAUCCACCGUAGCAACAACAACUAGUCAGUCUGAUUAUAUUAUCAAGUUGAUCAAUGAGAUGAGAGCACAAGUGGCGGCAGGUAACAUCUCCACAUUGUAUGGGCCACUACCAAGUUCCCUGCAUAUGUUCCAAUUGGUACGUCACCAGACUUUUCCUUCUCUAUAUUUCAAGGCAAUGUAUUAA